Mucor mucedo is the source of this 1470-nucleotide messenger RNA. RefSeq names its product serine/threonine protein kinase Ppk15. The record is from RefSeq and is a predicted model, not a curated record. Gene Ontology annotation, molecular function: ATP binding; protein tyrosine kinase activity; protein serine/threonine kinase activity. Bases 1 to 1470 code for a protein of 489 amino acids. Gene Ontology annotation, biological process: peptidyl-serine phosphorylation; peptidyl-threonine phosphorylation. NCBI's taxonomy places the organism in Eukaryota, Fungi, Mucoromycota, Mucoromycetes, Mucorales, Mucoraceae. Gene Ontology annotation, cellular component: cytoplasm; nucleus. The transcript has 4 exons.
AUGACAGUUGACAUAUGUGAUACCUUCAAAAAGAGAAAUCCUCGUUUCAGAUACGAUUCUGCUUCUAAUCCAAAACGUGUAUUAACAAAACCAUCAGCCCCAUCAAAAAAUGAUGGAUUCGAUAACGAAAAUUCAGACUAUAUACUUUAUGUUCAUGGAUUUCUAGGAAAGGAUGGAGAAAAAAAAUACCAAAUAUUAGAUGUACUGGGGUCGGGAACAUUUGGACAGGUUGCAAAAUGCAAAAAUGUUGAUACGGGUGAAUUGGUCGGUGUAAAAGUGAUCAAAAAUAAACCAGCAUAUACAAAACAAAGCCUUAUCGAAGUAGAAAUCUUGACCCAUCUAAAUACAGUGAGCGAUCCGGAUGACCAGCAUAAUAUUUUAAGAUUGAAGGAAUCUUUUUUCAACAAAAACCAUCUGUGUCUUGUGUUUGAAUUAUUAUCGGUCAAUCUAUAUGAGCUAAUCAAACAGAAUCAUUUCAAGGGACUAUCAACCAAUCUUGUGCGUGUGUUUUCAAUCCAGUUACUUGAUACACUAAGUGUAAUCAAAGCAAGUCAAAUCAUUCAUUGCGACUUGAAGCCUGAAAAUAUUUUAUUGAAAAAUUUGGACUCCCCCGCUAUCAAGGUCAUUGAUUUUGGUUCUGCCUGCCAUGAGUCGCAACAAACAUACACUUACAUCCAAAGCAGGUUUUAUCGUUCACCAGAAGUGCUGUUAGGUCUUCGCUAUACAACAGCCAUAGACAUGUGGUCAUUUGGAUGCAUCGUGGCAGAACUCUAUUUGGGACUACCCAUUUUUCCAGGCAGUUCGGAAUACAACCAAGUUACAAGAAUUACUGAGGCAGUAGGUAAUAUACCGGAUUAUAUGAUCAUCAGUGGAAAAUAUGGACACCGUUAUUUUAAUCGCAAGCGUGUGGAUAAUGAAGAAGGCGAGUUCCAUUACUUUUUAAAAGACAUUAAGCAAUAUUCAGAAGAACGAAAGAAAGCAGAGAAACCAAGUAAAAGAUAUUUUUCAACAUUUAAUUUGGAUGAGCUUGUAUUAAAGUAUCCAAUGCCUCGCAGCAAAGAAAUGACGAGUAUCGAAGAAGAAAAGGAAAUGAAAAUCAGACAUCAUUUACUAGAUUUUUUGAAAAAAGUGUUGCAAAUCGACCCUUUGAAGCGAUUGACUCCACAAGAAGCAUCAAGACAUCCUUUUAUAUCUGGAGUAGAAAAAGAGAACAUUGAACAAGAGGAUGAGAUGAUUACGCUCGGAAAAGAAAUAAAGAAGAAACUGUCGAGUGAGGAUGUCGAGGAAGAUGUACCUUCCAUGUUGACAGGUGAAUCCAGAAGUAGCACAAGUGUCUCCCCUUACUCAAGGAAAAGAUAUGGAUCCAUUCUUAGUCCGUUGCUAUCUCCCCCAAUUGAGAAGAGUCAGGAAAAAGAGCAAUUUAGCCAGCUAUCUACAAGUGAACCAAGAUUACGGCAAAGACAUAGGUAA